AUGGGGCUGAAGGAAGAAUUGAUCGAAAACCUUAGUCAGACACCUUAUGCCUGCUCGAAAUUGGAGCAAGUGGCGGGUGGAAUGAUGAACUUUACAUUUCGAGGGCAGCUCGUCGAUGCUUUGUUUGAUGGAAGUAAGACGGUUAUCAUCAAACAUGGUGAAGAUUACGGUUCUGAAGCCGCGGACAUAUUCAUUCCCACCAGUCGCUGUGUAGUCGAGCAGGAUAUGCUUCGGCGUCUGGAAAGUGCUUGUUUCCAGCCCUUACUUUGCCGUGGGAUCUCCGUGAGGUCACCACGCUUCUAUGAUUUCAAUCCUCAGACCACCACACAGAUCAUGGAGGAUGUCGCCAAUAGCGAGAGGCUUUUCGAUAUGACCAAACAAAUGGAUCAUUCCAUUGCUACUGAAAUUGGCGAAGCACUUGGUAAGUGGUUGGGUUGUUUCCAUGACUGGGCCAGUAAGCAGGAUGAUCCUGGUCUGCUCAAAACGCUCGAACCAAACCACGCGGUUCAAGAAGCCAUCCACCGGGGGAUGGACCAACAGAUUCGUGCCCGUGGCUACGACCCUGCCGUCACAGAACUGACCAAGGAGUUGCUUACUGGUGAAGAUGGAGCCGGACGAGGUGUGAUCUAUGGAGAUAUAACUACGAAAAAUGUUCUCUACCAGACAGCAGAAAAUGGCGGACAUACUCGUCUUUCUGUUAUUGACUGGGAAGCGUGCCGCAUUGGAUUUCGCAUGCAGGACAUUGGAGUAUUUGCAAUGAUAAAUCUAAUACAGUAUCACCUUGAAGGCUGCCAAGCUGCACUGCCAAUGGUGCAUGGAUUUACAAGUGGAUAUGGUCCAGUAGCCGACGAGCUGGUUUUCCAAGCUGCGGUCUUUUCGGGAUUAUAUCUUUUACACUGGGAUAUGGCCAUCACCUGGACGCCCACGCCCGAUCAAGUGGAUGGCUUAGUCAAGAUUGCGGACGAACUGAUCAUAAUGGGCGCCCAGAAGGAUCGACAGUCCAUCAAGAAGACAUUCUUGGGGGGACUGCUGCGGAGUUGA
Messenger RNA from Penicillium angulare, 1041 nucleotides. RefSeq lists its product as uncharacterized. The record is from RefSeq and is a predicted model, not a curated record. The transcript is spliced from 3 exons. NCBI's taxonomy places the organism in Eukaryota, Fungi, Ascomycota, Eurotiomycetes, Eurotiales, Aspergillaceae. Bases 1 to 1041 code for a protein of 346 amino acids.